UGGAAUUGCUCACAACUGUUUUAUCACAUAACUAUAUACUUUAGAUUUUUAAAGAAAGAUGGCUUGGUUGUCAUGGUUCUGCCUCCUCUUCCUGCUCUCUACUACUUGUCAAUUCGACUCUACUUGUUCAUCAUCCUCUAACUCUUCCUCUUCUCUUUCUUCAGGGCAUUUAUGCCAUCCUGAAGACAGCUCUGCUUUGCUUCAAUUCAAGAACUCCUUUUCUAUUAGUAAUGCUCCUUAUUACUCCUAUUCUAAUAGGACAAUUUCUUGGCAGAAAGGCGAGGAUUGUUGCGCAUGGAGUGGAGUCACUUGUGAAAAGAUGACUGGUCAUGUGAUCGGUCUCAACCUUGGUUUUGGUGGGCUUCAAGGCAAUAUCCAUUCCAAUAGCAGCUUAUUCUUUCUUCACCAUCUCAAGAGGCUAAACCUCUCUUAUAACGAUUUCAGUGGUUCCCCAAUUUCCUCCAAGUUUGGUGGUUUUGUAAGUAUGACUCACCUUGACCUCUCUUACUCCAAUUUCAAUGGCCCAAUCCCUUCCGAAAUUUCCCACCUUUCCACCUUGGUUUCACUCAAUCUCUCGCAAUAUACAUCUCCAUUUGUGACACAUGUUGAUACUCUUAGCUUGAACAGAAUUGUUCAAAACCUGACCAAUCUUAGGGAGCUUCAUUUGGCCUAUGUUGAUAUGUCAUCAGUUGUACUCGAUUCCUUCAAGAAUAUUUCUUCUUCUUUGAAAACUCUUGAACUCUCUAAUUGCGACUUGCAAGGAAAAUUCCCAGAAAUCAUUUUCCACCUACCAAAUCUUCGACUCUUAGAUUUAAACAAUAACUAUUACCUCACAGGUUAUUUCCCCAAGUCUAACUGGAGCGGUCCGCUCGAGAUGUUGGAUCUCUCUCAUACUAGAAUCUCUGUAGAUUGGCGUCAUCUGGCAAGAAAUUUCAAGUCUUUGAGAGAUUUGUCUCUCAGCGGUUGCAAUUUUGCAGGAUCAUAUCUUGCAUUUCUUGGUAACCACACACAAAUCCAGGUGUUGGACCUCUCGUAUAACAGUUUUGGUGGCCAAAUCCCAUGGUCGUUCUUUUUAAACCUUGAGAGCCUCGUUGAGUUGGAUCUUAGUGGCAACAAUUAUGUCGGUCAGUUUCCAGAAGUUGAUAGCAACUCGACAGGGAUCGCUUCUUUGUAUGAUUUUUCAAAACAACAACUGGUGGGUCCUAUUCCUCAACACUUAGCCUUCCUCCAUUUAUAUGAGAACCAACUCAACGGAACAAUACCAUCUUGGUUAGGUAGUUUGCCAUCAUUGAAGAGCUUAAACCUCGGAAGUAACCAACUCAGCGGUAAUAUCAUUGAGUUCCAAUUUCGUUCUUUGAAAUACCUUUGUUUACAAGAUAACAAGCUGCAUGGCCUAAUUCCGAGAUCAAUCUUUGAACUUGAGAACCUCACGGUCCUUGCACUAUCAUCCAACCAACUCAGCGGUAAUAUCAUUGAGUUCCAAUCUCGUUCUUUGAUAGUGCUUACUUUAGAUGAUAACAAGCUGGAUGGCCAGAUUCCAAGAUCAAUCUUUGAAUUUGAGAACCUUUCGGACCUUGAUCUAUCAUCCAAUAACUUGGGUGGAAAUUUGGAGUUCGAAAAGUUUUCAAAACUCCAAAGUCUUCUUCAGCUUAAUCUUUCCUUUAAUCAUCUAUCCUUGAGCUUCAACCAUUUGAGUAACAACACCUGGCCUCAACUUAAGUUACUAGAUUUGUCGUCUUGUAACAUAAGUGAGUUCCCAUACUUUCUCAGAGCCUUACAAAAUUUGGAUUUUGUAUCCCUUGCCCACAACCGAAUCCAAGCCGACAUUCCCGAAUGGUUGUUGGAUUGGGGGAAAGAUUCAUUGGAGUUUUUGGAUCUUUCUCACAACUCUUUUACUGGCACUGUAGGACAACUUCGGUGGAAAAUACUUAUGUAUCUUGACCUUCGUAACAAUUCUCUCCAAGGAGAGCUUCCAAUUCCAUCACCUUCCACAUCUUUCUUUUUCAUAUCAAACAAUCAAUUCACUGGAGAGAUACCUCCAACAAUCUGCAGCCUGAGUAGCCUUCAAAUCCUUGAUUUGUCCAAUAAUAAAUUGAGUGGCAAAAUUCAUGAAUGCAUAGGGAAUUUCAGUCAGAGCCUAUCUGUUUUGGAUCUACGGAAUAAUAAAUUUCAUGGUGUGAUUCCUGGAACAUUUUCUAAGGGAAACGUUUUGAGAAGUCUUAAUCUCCAUGGAAAUCAGUUGGAAGGGUCGUUGCCGCCAUCUUUACUCACAUGUAUAGAGUUGGAAGUUCUAGACCUUGGAAACAACAAAAUUCAAGAUACAUUCCCAAAUUGGCUAGAGUCUCUUCCGAAGUUGCAAGUUCUCAUCUUGAGGUCUAACAAAUUCCACGGUGACAUAGGCAAUCCGAAGACUAAGUUUCCAUUCCAAAGAUUGCGUAUCAUGGACCUCUCCUGCAAUCGGUUUGGCGGCUUCUUGCCAACAAAAUAUUUUGAACAUUUGACAGCCAUGAUAAACUCGCAAGAACAUGGACUGAAAUAUAUGGGAGACGGCUACUAUCAGGAUACUGUGGUAGUGACAAUUAAAGGCAUCGAAUUGAAAAUGGAGAAGAUCCUGACGUUCUUCACAACUAUUGAUUUCUCAAACAACACUUUCAGAGGAGAGAUUUCAAGUGUAAUCAGUAAGCUUAAAUCAUUAAAGGGGCUUAACUUUUCUCAUAAUGAGCUUACAGGUAAAAUUCCACCAUCAUUUGGCGAAAUGAGCAAUCUUGAAUGGUUAGAUCUAUCUUCAAACAAACUUGUUGGUGAUAUUCCGGAGCAAUUGGCAAAUUUGACGUCACUAUCAAAGUUCAAUGUUUCAAAAAAUCAACUUGUGGGGCCCAUACCUCACGGCAAGCAAUUUGAUACAUUUGAAAAUGAUUCAUAUAGAGAAAAUACAGGAUUGUGUGGAUUCCCACUUUCUAAAACAUGCAGUGCACAUCAAUCACCGUCAUCGUCAUUCCAACAAGAGGAUGAUUUGGAGCAUGGGAAUGGUUUUGAUUGGAAGGUAGUGUUGAUGGGGUAUGCAUCUGGUGUGGUAAUUGGAAUAUCUAUGGAAUAUCUUGUACUCUCUAAUGGAACACCAAAUUGGCUUGUUAAAGUGGUAGGAAGAAAGCGACGCCGUAGAACUGUGGAAAUCACACAGCGACGUGCUUGAAGAAACCAUUACAAAAGUUUAUGUAUUUUCAUAUUGUAUUUUUAUGAAUAUUGUAUUAUGUCAAAGCGCCAAUAAAUAUGCAUGAAUUUGAAAAGAGGAUUAGAAUAAUUGCUCGUGCAUCUUGUAAUUUGUCAAACACAAUCGACAAAUCAAUUCAAUCAAUACA
Molecule: messenger RNA, 3359 nt
Organism: Prunus mume (Japanese apricot)
Lineage: Eukaryota; Viridiplantae; Streptophyta; Magnoliopsida; Rosales; Rosaceae
Source: RefSeq, a predicted model, not a curated record